Ophidiomyces ophidiicola is the source of this 2169-nucleotide messenger RNA. RefSeq lists its product as uncharacterized. The record is from RefSeq and is a predicted model, not a curated record. NCBI's taxonomy places the organism in Eukaryota, Fungi, Ascomycota, Eurotiomycetes, Onygenales, Onygenaceae. Gene Ontology annotation, biological process: proteasome-mediated ubiquitin-dependent protein catabolic process. The coding region runs from base 1 to 2169 and encodes 722 amino acids. Gene Ontology annotation, molecular function: protein binding; protein-macromolecule adaptor activity. The transcript has 3 exons. Gene Ontology annotation, cellular component: nucleus.
AUGGAUAUGUCUAAUGCUCUACGUGAAAAGCAACCCAGCAAAUUGAACGAAUAUCCUGACGCUCUGCCGUCCUCUCCACCUGCUGCUCUCUUUGCCCCCCAAGAUGCCCUACCCACAUCCCCUCCAUCGCUGAAACCGAAGAAGCGCCCGCCAGUGACACCUAGGUCUUUCAAGCGUUUUUUCACACCCAGGUCAUCUCUCAAUGGCAGUAGUUCAAGGUCCAGUGUCCGAACAAAUCGGCAUGCUCUGAAGAAUAUAUUACUCUCUCCUCCGUCAUCCCUGGACCGCAAAGGCCCAGCAUUUCCUAAAAUACCAGCCGAUAGUACAUUUUUAUUCAGACAGCCGCGUGAUUCGCCCCGCACUCCUAAGAAGAGGAAGCUCUCCUUUCUUGCUUCUAGCCCGCCCUUACAAUCGUCCCCAUUGAGGCGGGUUCGGAUUGCUCCUGCAAUCUUCAUUGACCCAAUUGAUAGAAAAGACGAUAUACAGGAAGCUACUCUCUCAGGCGAUAUAAUACCCGAAGAGCCAGUCGAUAAAGAACUUAUUCCAACUCCCAUACCCCUGCGACGCUCACAUACACUCCAUAAUUCAGAUUCUCUUCUACUACGCAGCCUCGGCACUACGAGGCCAUCGCGAGUAACUUUGACGGCAUCUUCUUACGGUACAGCAUGGCAAGACGAAACGGCAAAUUUUUAUAGUUGCCCAAAAGACAUUCAUCAGUGCUGGCGGGAGGAUCGUCCAACCUUACCAUUCUGUACAGCAGCAUGUCACACAAAUUCCUUGGUUGCAAUAGGUGAUGAAGAAGGGGGCAUACGUAUUAUAGACUCCGCAAAAGAUGACAAGCUUGGUUUUUCCAAGACAUACUUAUCCUUUCAACCUCAUAUGAAUUCUAUCAUGGAUUUAGAAUUUUCCUCUGACGAUAAGCUCUUGGCAACGGCAUCAGGAGAUCAGAGUUCUCACAUUAUUGAUAUGCCGACUCAAACGGCAGUAUACUGCUUAUCAAAACAUUCAUCUUCUGUGAAACGGGUGCAAUUUCAACCUGCGUCGAACAACAAUGUUGUAGCAACCUGUGGUCGUGAUGGCAGUGUUAAUAUUUGGGAUCUCAGAUGCACGGCGUUCGAUAAGCCUUCACUACGGCUACGUUGCUCGCUUGCGUCUGAUGAUGAUGAUACGAGUCGAUUAUCCACGGCCAAAAUGAAAUACGCUCAAGUUUCAAAUUCCAUCAGGGGAGCGCAUGCAGACUUAGUUCGAAGGGGCCCUUCCGAAUUGCAGCACCGGGAUGACAUAUCCGUUACAUCUAUAUCCUUUCUUCAGCCGGGCCGGGAGCAUUUAUUUGUGACUGGAUGCGAAUCAAAUGCCUGUGUCCGGCUUUGGGACAUGCGGACAAGUUACUCUAUACGUCGAAAAAUGUCGACACCGCUCUCAAUCACGCGACAGCCCGAAAGCCACUCCCGAUAUCGACAAUUCGGCCUGACAUCGAUGGUGUUUAGUGGGGAUGGAAAUCGAUUGUUCACACUGUGCCGUGAUGGCACUAUAUACGCUCACUCUACUCCCCAUCUGAUCCUAGGCAACUCCGGUGAAUUUUCGUCACCGACGGCACCAUUGCGACGCUUUCCAGCUGAUGAAGCUAAAACAGGCCUCGGCCCUCUUUAUGGCUUCCGCCAUCCCCGCCUUUUAGUUGCUACAUUUUUCAUCAAAAUCGCCCUCCGUCGAGCCCAUGACGACAAGACAGAACUUCUUGCAGCUGGAAGUAGCGAUAACUGCGCGGUCCUCUUUCCUACUGAUGAGCGUUAUUUCGAAAAGUUUCCAGCAGCUCCAGAAACGCAGUCGUUACCAGCAUCCCAGCCCGCUGUUCCAAAGGGAUUUGCCGCACGGAGGGUAGGCUUGCGAAGAACGAACUCUGGAUCAAGCCUAUCAGAACGAUUAGAACAUGACAUCCCGAUAUAUCAGCAUGGAACGCCGUUGAUAGAGGGCCACCAAAAAGAAGUGUCGGCGGUUACAUGGACACAUAACGGUGAUUUAGUUACUGUAAGCGAUGAUUUACAUGCCAGGUGCUGGCGGGAGGGUUCCGAAGCAAGGGAUUUGAGAACAGGUGGAGAGGGCGAAGGAAAACGAUGGAAUUGUGGGUGGGCAGAAGUGAGCGAUCCGGAAUACGAUGAAGAAGAGUGCUGA